This is a messenger RNA of Cylas formicarius (sweet potato weevil), 1758 nucleotides long. Its product is annotated as fatty acyl-CoA reductase wat-like. Gene Ontology annotation, molecular function: alcohol-forming very long-chain fatty acyl-CoA reductase (NADP+) activity. Gene Ontology annotation, cellular component: peroxisome. The transcript has 8 exons. The coding region runs from base 172 to 1716 and encodes 514 amino acids. NCBI's taxonomy places the organism in Eukaryota, Metazoa, Arthropoda, Insecta, Coleoptera, Brentidae. The record is from RefSeq and is a predicted model, not a curated record. Gene Ontology annotation, biological process: long-chain fatty-acyl-CoA metabolic process.
AAUCUAUACCGGCGCCGUCAUCGGGGGCAGUAGUUCAUUUGGUUCGCGUUCCGGUUUAUUUAACCCCGGAGUCUACAGCAAGACGUUCUCAAAGUGUCGACCCGAUUUAACGGUUAUCGAAAUCGCUAAAGCGACCGACGUUUCGAAAAUACCGUUUCGUACCAAUCUGCCAUGACCAGUCCAGUGAAGAACUUCUACAAGAACCAGAACGUGUUGCUGACGGGCGGCACUGGUUUCUUUGGCAAAAUGAUCAUGGAGAAACUGCUCAGGACGACGGAAAUAAACUGCGUCUAUUUGAUAGUGCGGCAGAAAAAGGACGUCGGGUUCGAGAAGAGGGCCACGAACUUGAUCAAGGAGGAGAUAUUUUCGAACAUCGACGAUAGCAAAGGGGGAAAAUGGCACGCCAUCGAAGGCGACUUGAGGGAGGAAGGGCUCGGGUUGACUGACGACACGAAACAGUUUUUGAGGGAAAACAUCAACAUAGUGUUUCACUGCGGGGCUUCGCUCAACAUGAACGCCAGCCUGGCCGACGCCGUGAUGACAAACGUCAACGGCACGGCGGAACUCCUGGAGGUGAUGAAGGGGGCGACCUCCCUGAAGGCCUUCGUCCAGGUAUCGACCGCGUACUCCAACUGCCUACACAAAACCAUCGAGGAGAAAUUAUACGAGCCGCCCAUCGAUCCCGAGCUGUUAAUUAAAAUAGCGAAGGAGAUGAAACCGGAACUUUUGAACAGCAUCUCCAAGGGGUUUGUGGGCCAGUACCCGAACUCCUACGUCUUCACCAAAUCGGUUGCUGAGAAUCUGUUGCAGAAAAAGGGCGGCCAAUUACCGAUAGGGCUGUUUAGGCCUACAAUAGUUACCUCGGCCGUGUCCGAGCCUUUUCCGGGUUGGACUGAUAACGUCUACGGUCCCCUGGGCAUACUUCUAUCCGAGCACUGUGGAAUUCUACGGGUCGCGAGGGGCAACGGCAGUAUAAAAGCCGAUACAGUCCCCGGAGAUAUGGUUAUCAAUGCCCUAUUGUGUUUUGCCUGGGACGUUUAUAACACGUGGGUCCACGACUUCCUGAACUACGAACCCAAAGUUUUAAAUUUCUCGGGAUACGACAGUCCGCUCUACAUAUCGAUAAAAGAAUACACGGACAGAGCCGCGGCGAGCGGAUUUCCGCCGUUUAAGAAAGCAAUAUGGAGUCCGGUGCUUUACAUCGUCGAGAACAAGCACCUGUUUAACUCGCUGUCGUUCGUUCUACAGACCGUGCCUGCUUUUGUUUUCGACACGCUGCUGAUGCUCACGUGUCAAAAACCGAGGAUGCGAAAGAUUUACUCGAAGAUAGCCAAACUUUCUGACGUAUUGAGUUACUUCGUGUUAAACGAGUGGACAAUUAAGAACAACAACGUGAAAGCGCUAUGGGAAAAACUGAGUCCCGCGGAUAGAGUUACGUUCCACUUUGACCUGAGCUCCAUUAACGUCGACGAAUAUCUGAAGAACAUCUUGAUGGGAUUAAAGAAAUAUAUACUCAAGGAGGAUAUGUCGAAAAUUGAGUAUCACAAAGAGCGAUAUCGGAGGUUGUUGUUUUUCCACAAGAUCGUCAAGUACCUGUUCGUCGUGUUGCUCUCUUUCCCUAUUUUGAAAGCGCUGCUGCUCUAUUUCGCCAGACCUCUGCUCACGUCACACCUGGGAAAAAUCUUCUCGGAAUUUUGGUACUCGAUUAGGUCAUAACAUUAUUUUUGUUGUAGUAAAUUAAUAAAUGUUACGAACGUU